Plectropomus leopardus (leopard coralgrouper) is the source of this 2374-nucleotide messenger RNA. RefSeq names its product adhesion G protein-coupled receptor G2-like. The record is from RefSeq and is a predicted model, not a curated record. Gene Ontology annotation, biological process: adenylate cyclase-activating G protein-coupled receptor signaling pathway; cell surface receptor signaling pathway. Gene Ontology annotation, molecular function: G protein-coupled receptor activity. Lineage: Eukaryota; Metazoa; Chordata; Actinopteri; Perciformes; Serranidae. Gene Ontology annotation, cellular component: plasma membrane.
GGUUCUCAUCUACUGCACAUCUCAAGAAGUCACAUCAAAAGGAAAUUGAAACUGUAUGUCCUGGAGGGGAAAUGCAGCGUCACACUGUCUGGCCUAUCAGAUUCAAAGUGCGUCUUCAAUCACACUCUCACAGGAUCUUGUCAGAUUCGAUGUGUGGAUACAGAGUCCAUAUGUAAAAACACUAAAUACAAUGAAGAGAAGUGCGGCACAAUUAAGCGCAAAAACAGGUACAUCAUCAACACAAGAGCAACAAAAGAAAACUGUGUCAGCUGCAACAAUCCCGUGAAAAAGCCAGAGCAACUUAAGUAUGAUGGACAGAAUGUAUUUCAAGGAGAAACCCCCAAGGCUGAAGGAGCUGCCAUCUUCAUGAAAAACAUGUCCAACCUAGUCAACUCCUUCAGCGAUUCUUCAGCUGAUGUGGUUGGUGUGGGAAAAGGAGUUAGCGGUGUCUUUGUGAAACAAGAGCCCGAGGAAGUAGAGGAAGUCUCCUUUGCUUAUGGGUCUCCAAAUGACAACAUAAAUGUUAUAGAGGGCGGGGAUUCUCUGCCUCAGUUUUCAAGAUCUGUCACUGUGCCAAAAGAAGCAUUUGAUAAAGUUGUCAAUGCAAAUGUUAUUACACCAUUUGCAGCUGUUUUCAGAUUCCUCAACAUGACCUCGGAUGAAAAGAACAGCACUGUUUUAGGUAACGAGGUUUUAGCAGUGGAAAUGGGAACUGGGAUAGCCAAUCUCACAAACAAAAUACGCAUCCGUUUUUGUAACAUUAAAUAUGAAGGAACUCCAUCUUGUUGUUCGUGGAAUGGUGAAGGGAGUCGACCGACGUGGACUCAUGACGGAUGUCGGACGAAUAAUAGUGGAGAAAACAUUACCUGCGAGUGCUCACAUUUGACAUUUUUUGCCAUCUUAUUGGCUCCUGUAAAUGAAACCAUAUCUAGUAAUGAUCUGAACACCCUCACUAUCAUCACCAAAGUUGGCUGUGGCAUCUCCAUGUUUUUUCUCGGUCUCAUCCUCUUCAUCCACAUCCUAAUAAGGAAGACCAAAUCCAGGAUAUCCACAAGGAUCCUCAUCCACCUGGUGUCUGCCAUGUUCCUGCUUAACUUAACUUUCCUGACCAACAGCUAUGUGGCAAAUAUGAAGAGCGAUGUGGGCUGUAAGAUCAUGGCGGCUCUCAUGCACUACUUCAUGUUGGCCACUUUCACUUGGUUUGCUGUGCAGGCCUUCCACUUCAGCCUGCAGCUGUACUCGGGGAGGGGAAUUACAAUCCGUCACUACAUACUCAAAGUCUGCAUCAUCAGUUGGCUACUACCAAGUGUCAUUGCAAUUGUGCUGAUAAGCAUCGGAAAAUAUGGUGAACAACAAAUCAACUCUAGCGACACCAAGGACACCGUAGCCAUGUGCUGGAUAACGGACAAUGAUGUCCACUACAUUGUCAACAUCGGCUACUAUGCUUUGGUCUUCAUCUUCACCCUCACUGCCUUCAUCACCAUUGUGACCUGGCUCUGCUGUCUCAAGAGAGCAAGAAAUGGCACCGCACAAACGAGCACAAAUGGCAAGAACAUGGUAAACAUUCUGGGACUGUGUUGCAUCCUGGGUGUCACAUGGGGUUUUGCCUUCUUUGCCAACGGCGUCCUCCGCAUCCCAUCCUACUACAUUUUCACGGUCCUCAAUUCUUUCCAAGGUUUCUUUCUGUUCAUCUACUACUACAAGAGCAGCCACUCCAAAGAGAUGACUGAUGGUACCAGUGAUCAGAGCUCAAGCAACACCAGUGCUAUUAAAACCAGUGUGGAGAGCCUCACGAACCCCUACAUCAACAUGUCAUACAACAAAAGAUCACCACAGAUCACGAACGGCGACCAAAUAGUGGUAAAAGGGUCAGCAUAAAGUAAACACUACUGGCAAGUGGAAACUUCACCGAUGUUUAAUACUGCAGUAGGCAUCUUUCCAGACAUAUUUAUUGUUAGUUGUGUGUAGGAGUACGACUUUAAUGCUACAUUAUUUAGGUCCGUGGUUCCCAGCAGGUCCAGAUUUCGCCUGAGUCAUUAGCUCAAGGUUCACACAUUGUAAUAUAUUCAGCAUCAUACUUGCACCUGUUGUCAAGGUAGUUUGCUGUCUCUGUUAACAGGAAACAGCAUGUGAAAACAAAAACUGUCAUUUCUUCACUCGACACGGUCGCAGUUCAUUAAGUGAGGGUUACAACAGGGUGUGUUUCAUACAGUUAAAGUCAUGACUUUACACUAUGACUUCUUUUUAAUGCAACAAUGAAAAAUAUUUUUUGACUUAUUUUUCACUGGAAAAAUAUUCAACCCAUAGGGCCGCUUUAAUAUUACACACACUCGUAUCACUUUGCGCUUUUCAAAACCAAGCUUUAAAAAAUGUU